AAAGCAGCCUGGAAACUACUUCGGGGGACAAAGAAGCGCUGCUUUACGCUCCAUCCCCUCAAACAGGUUAGAAACCACUCAGCCAGCGACCGGAGGAAGGUGCACCCUGUCUGCUCUUCUACAUCACAAUAACUCAUCUGUUCUACGCGUGCGCCCCCCCACGAUGGUGAACCAGCUCCUCCUGAGCCUGCUGUGCGUGUCGGCGCUGAGCGGCGUCCAAUCAGACCCCGGCAAGCCUGUGAUCCAGCUACGGCUCGCGGGGGAGAAGAGGAAACACUACGAGGGCCGAGUGGAGGUCUUCUACAACGGAGAGUGGGGGACGGUGUGCGACGACGACUUCUCCAUCCAAGCGGCGCAUGUGGUGUGCAGGGAGCUGGGCUUCAUGGACGCGGUGUCCUGGGCUCCCUCUGCCAAGUUUGGCAAAGGGGAAGGUCGUAUCUGGCUGGACAACGUGCACUGCACCGGCUCGGAGAAGAGCCUGGCUCACUGCGAGUCCAACGGCUUUGGAGUGGCCGACUGCAGACAUUCAGAAGACGUCGGGGUGGUGUGCUCCCAGAAACGCAUUCCAGGCUUCAAGUUCAUCCGGAACCAAGCCAUCAGUGAGGAGGGUCUGACGGUGCAGGUGGAGGAUGUGCGGCUCAGGGCCACCUACUCUCACAGAAAGAGGAUCCCCAUCACCGAGGGCUUCGUGGAGGUGAAAGACGGAGGCAAAUGGCGACAGAUCUGCAACGAGGAGUGGACCGAGAUGAACAGCAGAGUCAUCUGCGGCAUGUACGGCUUCCCCGGCGAGAAAGCCUUCAACGUGCGACCCUACAAGCUGCUGGCCAAGCGCCGUAAGAAGAACUACUGGGGCUUCUCCGUCAACUGCACAGGCAACGAGGCCGACCUGUCAGACUGCAAACUGGGCAAAGAGAUCCAGCUCAGAGGCAACAACACGUGUCGGCGGGGCAUGCCCGCCGUGGUGAGCUGCGUACCGGGACGGGCCUUCGCUCCCAGCGUCAGCAUCGGCUUCAGGAAGGCCUACCGCAUGGAGCAACCCCUCGUGCGUCUAAGAGGAGGAGCGAUGAUAGGCGAGGGCCGAGUGGAGGUGCUGAAGAACGGGGAGUGGGGAACGGUUUGUGACGAUAACUGGAACAUGCGGGCCGCCACGGUGGUGUGUCGAGAGCUCGGCUUUGGCAGCGCCAAGGAGGCCCUGGCUGGAGGCAGGAUGGGUCAAGGGGUCGGGCCGGUCCACAUGAACGAGGUGGAGUGCUCCGGCUUUGAAAAGUCUCUGACUGAAUGCUUCUUCAACCGUGACUCCGUGGGCUGCAGCCACGAGGAGGAUGCGGCGGUCAGGUGUAACGUUCCCGCCAUGGGCUUCAACAGCAGGCUGCGGUUGAGCGGCGGCCGUAACCCCUCGGAGGGCCGCGUGGAGGUCCUGGCGGAGAGGAACGGCUCUCUGGUGUGGGGCACGGUGUGCAGCGACAGCUGGGGGACCAUGGAGGCUAUGGUGGUGUGCAGACAGCUGGGCCUGGGCUUUGCCAGCCAUGCUUUCCAGGAGACGUGGUACUGGCAGGGAGACGCGUCAGCUGACUCUGUGGUGAUGAGCGGAGUGAGGUGCUCAGGAACUGAGCUGACUCUGGAUCAGUGUCUGCAUCAUGGCAAACAUGUCAGCUGCCCAAAGGGAGGAGGACGCUUCGCUGCUGGAGUUUCCUGCACUCAGACGGCCCCAGACCUGGUCCUCAGCGCUCAGGUGGUGGAGCAGACCACGUACCUGGAGGACCGGCCCCUGUAUGCUCUGCAGUGCGCCCACGAAGAGCGCUGCCUGUCCAGCACCGCCGACAAAGCCGACCCAAACUCCUACCGCCGCCUCCUGCGCUUCUCCUCCCAGAUCCAGAACAACGGCCUGUCGGACUUCAGGCCCCGGGCGUCUCCUCAUUCCUGGGUGUGGCACGAGUGUCACAGACACUACCACAGCAUGGAGGUUUUCACCCACUAUGACCUGGUGAGCCUGAACGGCACUAAAGUAGCAGAGGGACAUAAAGCCAGCUUCUGUCUGGAGGACACCCACUGUGACGAAGGUAUACAGAAAAGGUACGAAUGUGCCAACUUUGGCUCUCAGGGCAUCACGGUGGGCUGCUGGGACACCUACAGGCACGACAUAGACUGCCAGUGGAUCGACAUCACAGACGUGAAGCCGGGAGAUUACAUCCUCCAGGUCGUGAUAAACCCAAACUAUGAGGUUGCAGAGUCCGAUUACACCAACAACAUCAUGAAGUGCCGCAGCCGCUACGACGGACACCGGAUAUGGACCUACAACUGUCAUAUAGGUGGCACACUGAGCUCAGACGCAGACGACCCCUUCCCCGGGCUGCUGACCAACCAGCUGUCACACAGGUAGACCAGAGCAGGACGCAUCCCCAAAGGACGGCGCCAGGAACACUGUUAACCACUAGAGGGCGCUGUGUGACGCCGCUCCCUUGGAGCAGUGCUGGGAUUGUGCUCAGGGCCCAGCCGGUACAAUAAAUAAUGGCUCAGUAGGAAAACAAACUACUUGUUCAACUAAGUGCAUUAACCCCAUCCGGUCGUGUCUUUUAGUGUGUCUCGCUCUUCGUGGUCGUGUCGUUUUUUUUGACCUGGUGCUCGCGGCGCAACGGAGGUUGCAGCCACGUAACUUAUUAAACAGUGUGGAGAUGGAUGUGUUGGAAACCAAAGCUUUAAAAUGUGCGUCAGACCCAAAACUCAGACAACUUUUAUAACCAGUGCUUCCUUUGCGUGGACUGAACCCGUCUUCUGCCUAGUCUGCUGAUUUAACUCGUCAAAGCUGUGCGUUUACCCCCGACAGCUGGGAUGAAACGCAAGCGGCAGAGACCAGAUUUGGCCUCAAUGCAUUGGAGAGUCCAGAAAUGAGCUCAGCGCUCAAAAUAAAUGUUGUGAUUGCCGAUCCAGCGCUGGCAGGGAAGCGCCUGGGAAGACGAAGCUGCUGCUGUCAGGAUUGAAGUCAACUAGCUGAAAAAUUGUGAGAAAUUGUAUCCACUUUUAAAUGACAGCAAAACCAAGUCAAGAUGUACAAUUUCUGGAAGAGUCCUGUGCAACAGAUGCCAAAGGUUGUCAGGAAUCAGUUCCUGCAGUGUUUCUCCCCCCCGACGUCUGUGAUGAGAGCUUUCUGUCAUACAUUGAAGCCAAAAUUAAAGAGAAAAAAAAGGCUUUGUGUUUCUUUUUGAAUUCACCAUAUACACACACACACAUUCUCAUCUGCCUAUUUCCUAAGUGUCCUGUUCAACGAUCUCCGUCAGGGACUGCGGUGACAUUGUGAAAAAAUACUGUAAGAGAAAUGCAUGUAUGUGGAAAAAGAGUUUGAAUGUAGAAAUGUGAGAAUCCUUCGUUUUCGGUUGCUGAUUGUUUUAAUAUAUUGAGGUGAAUGUGGAAACACUUUGAAAUAAAACAUGCUGAAAGCAGAGA
Messenger RNA from Fundulus heteroclitus (mummichog), 3441 nucleotides. RefSeq names its product lysyl oxidase-like 2a (gene loxl2a). The coding region runs from base 164 to 2380 and encodes 738 amino acids. Gene Ontology annotation, molecular function: copper ion binding; protein-lysine 6-oxidase activity. The record is from RefSeq and is a predicted model, not a curated record. The transcript has 14 exons. NCBI's taxonomy places the organism in Eukaryota, Metazoa, Chordata, Actinopteri, Cyprinodontiformes, Fundulidae. Gene Ontology annotation, cellular component: membrane. Gene Ontology annotation, biological process: sprouting angiogenesis; peptidyl-lysine oxidation.